AUGAUCUCAGACAUGGCAGUGAAAGCUGCCAGGGGCGGCUGGGACGACAAGGAGCAUCAGAAGCUUUGCGAUGGCAAAGAGUGUUUCCGAUGUGGCUUCCUCGCUCGCCAACAGAAGCUUCAGCGUCAACAUUCAUGGCUUUGCAGCAAAUAUUCGGCUGAGAAAGAUCGUUGGGGCUUGGGCUGCAAAGUCUGCAGUGAAGUGCAGGCCAAGGAUGCUUCAUUGAUGAAUCUGUACCGGGUGGACAAGCAUCAUUUUGCUAACUUCGAAGUGUGUGGCGGGGACCUUCGUUUGCAAAGAUUUAAGAAGCAUGCUGAUUCUCCUUCUCAUGAAGCCGCUGCGCGCUUCAUGUCAGGGGGCCGGUCAAAGGCUGUAGAAGAGGACGAGAAGUCGGCUCCAAGCUAUGCAGAGUGGCAGGCGGUGCUGCAAUCCAAAGAUGCCAAGCACGUGGCCCGAGCAAAGAAGCUCAAUGUCAUGAGAUGGUGCCUGGCAUCUGCAUUCAGGGGCCGCAUGCGGGAUUUUGCGAAAGAAGCUUUGUGCAUCAGCGUGCAGCAGGAUGCUCGAGGGAAUCGCUUUCUUUCGCGAUUCAAAAUGGUCAACUCCAAGCUCGAAGUGUUCGAGGGCACGCUGGCGUUGGCCAAGCAUGCGGCAACGGUGGAGCAACCCGGCUCUGUCGGCAUUCGCAGGCGAACCAUGCUGGGCUUGGAGAACCUGGCCAGUGGAACCCCACCUCCGGCAUACAGCUCUGUGAAGGCGGAUGCCAUUGACACGUCUCCUGAGAAGGAGCUGUACCGGCAGCUUGUGGAGAAGGUCGAAUGUUUUGCUGCAGAUGCAGCUGCAGACGAACAGCUGGCCGGACGAGAGUUGAGCUCUACCCCGAUGCUCGCAGGACCUGACCCAAUGCCAUUGAAAGAUGUCAUGGAGCAGAGCUUGCCGAAUCUGAAGGUCAUCCAGCGUGACCGGGCACACGCUGGUCAAAGGAUGAUGAUGAGGCCAUGGAAGGCCGAUCCAGUCAUAUCCCUCAUUAUGCACCAGUUCGUAGAAAAGACGAAUUCUCCGGCGAAGUUCAUUACGUACUUUCCCAACCUGCAGCAGAUCUACGAGGACUUGCGGCAGCGAUCCACUGAAGACGUCAAACUCUCUAAGCAUGUCCACAGCUUUGCUUAUGCCCCACAGCGGUAUGCAUCUGAGUCGCAAACGUUGUGCCGCAUGGUGUUGACCAUUGAUGCUGUGAUUGGCAUGCUGGCCACGGUGCAAGAGACACGAAGAGGGUGUGCAGAAGCAGCUGCUGCGGUGGAGACUUUGGCUUCCAUCACGACGGAGCGGCUCCUGCUGCUAUCGAUGUUGGGGGAUGCUGCGCUGGAGCAGUAUCGUAUGAUCGCUUUCCUGGACAGCAGCGACCUGGAUGAAGCGGAGAUUCCCGAGCAGUUUCUGUUCUAUCAUCAGAAACUAGAUUGCAUGUUCCGCAAGCAGCAAGUGUUGCACAUAGGUGGCCUCACGGCAUUGAUGUUGACAAAGCUCAAGGAAGCUCGUUCGGUCAUGCUGACGAAUGGCCAAAGUGUCAGUUGGGGCGGGCCGUGCGCAGUAACCUCUGAGAUGUUGGAACAAUGUCUCUCAAGGAUGGCUGCGUACUGCGUCCUAUCGCAUCAAACAUGGCAAGCUGAAUUCCCAUCCUUCGAGUUGAUGGCCAACUUCCAAUGCUUCAGCUGCUCGGCAAAGACUGCCGCAUCAACAACUUCGACUCAAAACGGGAUGCUGCAGCAGCUGGCGAAAAUCAUUGGAGUCCAUGCACCCACACUCCAGGCAGAAUACCAUGAUUUGCGACCCGUGGCCAUCAAGUAUGCCAAGCAGGCUUCCUUGACAAAUUUCGAGGCCUGGAAGCGUGCCAUCGAGGUGACGCAGCGGCAGCGGGACAAUCAUCCUGCGGAUGCUUUGGUGCCAGUCCUGGCGAGAUACGGUUGCUGGUGCAGCUCCUCUUCCAAUGUUGAACGUGGCUUUGGCAUUGCAAAGCAAUCUAGAAAUGUGGGUUGCUCUCAAGAUGAGCACAUCGCACGGGAGGAGGAUUUACUCAUACUCAACCAAGACGUCAUACCCAAGCUCACCGAGCAGACUCAGAAGGAGUUGUGCCAGCAGGCAGCACGACUUUGGCGAGAAUGCUGCAAACGUGUGCGAUUAAGUGGCGUCACAGAACGUGAUGAUCGUUGGGACAGAGGGAUCCCUUCCAAGAGGGCGAAAACUGGGGAAGCCGGUUUCCUCGAGAGACGUGCGGCUGCCACUGAUGCUUUGGUCAUGACUCCCAGUGCCAGUGCGCCCACCCCCUUGACCGUGGAUGCCAUCCAGGAUGUCUUUGGAGACAGCCACAACAAAGAAUUGAAGUUCAUUGAUUCCAAGCUUAAGAAGCACAAGAUGGAAGCAUACCUGCAAGGCCAUCUGCCAGAGGGAUCAGAGCAUCCGGGGAUUCUACAGGAAGCGGAGGCUUAUCGCGAGAAGCUGCGCCAGGGCCAACGUGAGCGGAAUAACGAGCAUCGAAAGGCUCAGCGGCGCACAGUUGCGAAGCAGGAUGCGUGGGGCGCGGACAUGACGGUGUUCGUGCACUCAAGCGUCCGAGACCUUGGUUUCAGAUUGGUGGACAACCCGUGUGUGACAGAGAUCUGGAAAGCUGACCUGCUGAUUUUGCCAAACCCCCGAGCAGCAACGGAUGAUGUUCGAUUCAUUGCGGGCUUGAGUGGCUCGGCGCUUUGUGAGCCAGAGUUUGUGCGCACAGGAGGCUCCAAGGGCGUGGCAGUGGCAUUCUGCAGGGCCAUGAGUACACAGCGCAAGAUUCAUGUCACACCUCGGUUCAUGGGAGAUCACACUGAAGAAUGCCGGGGCUUGCUUCAAUUGCUGAAACUCCAGGGCUGCAAAUGGCAGCCACUGGCUCGGCAAGAGAUCUUCAAUAUGAUGGAGGGAGGCUUGAAUCAAAAGCAAGCAAAUCAGACCAUAGUACUCUGUGUACAGGAGGAAAAAGAUGAUUUUCGCCAGAAGCUGAAGCAUGUCUUCACGAUGCCAGAGGCAUUGGCCAGCCCCAUUUUCGUUUGUGAGGACCGGACUCGAAGUCGCACCGGUCUUGCCAAAGGCUUUUGA
Molecule: messenger RNA, 3123 nt
Organism: Symbiodinium sp. CCMP2592
Lineage: Eukaryota; Dinophyceae; Suessiales; Symbiodiniaceae
Source: the annotation of a GenBank genome assembly